AUGAUCGCACAGCAUAUUGGCGCCGAGGGAACGAUCGUCCUCAAUGACAUGGACGAAGGGAAUCUCGCGCGUGCCGAGCACGCCGCUCGAAAAGCACUGAAUCCACAGAAUCCUGAUUCCGCGAGCGUUAUUGCCAUCCAAGGCAACUUCGCUCAGCUCCCGCAAGAACUCUCAAAGCGUGAUAUCCAAGCGGAUAUGGUCCUCGCAGAUCUGGGAUUCGCGAGCACACAAGUGGACGAUCCGGAGCGGGGGUUGAGUUUCCGGAACUCUGGACCGCUGGAUAUGCGACUGGAUCAAACCUCGCCGAUCGAUGCCGCGGAGUUGGUCAACACCCUCCCAGAACGCGAACUCGCGGAUCUGAUCAAGCGAUUUGGAGAGGAAAGACACGCUCGGAGGAUCGCAUCAAAGAUUGUUGAAGCGCGAGGACUUGCGCCGAUAGAGACGACAGAUCAACUCGCUGAUCUUGUCCGAUCGGCUGUCCCGUACACUCGAGGACCUCGACCUUCCAUCCACCCCGCGACUCGCACCUUCCAGGCGCUCCGCAUCGCGGUCAACGAUGAGCUCGGCUCCCUCGAAUCGCUCCUCCGCUCCAUCGCGAUCGGCGCCGCGAAAGUGCACAAGGGAGAACCGAGCUGGCUCGCAAGCGGCGCACGGAUCGCGAUCAUCGCGUUCCACUCGCUCGAAGAUCGUCCGGUCAAGCAAGCCUUUGCUCGGAUGAACACGGACGAGCACAUCGAGUUGAUCACACGCAAGCCCGUAGGGGCCGAUGAGCAAGAGAUCGAGGGUGCUCGAUCCAACGAUCGGGUGAUCCAGUUCCAGACGCAAGGCCGCGUCUAUGCAUUGAUCUGUUUGAUCAUGUUUCAGUUCAGUUGUUUCAUUCGGUGCAGAGCCAAGGACCAGGCCGUGACCAGAGAAAGCAAACUCGCGCUCAUUCUUUCCUUCGUCCUCAUCCUCGUGGUCGGAGUGCUUGUCAGUGACCACUUCUCCCAAGCGGGAGCGAUGGAUCCUGAGAGUCUCGAUGCGUCGCCCAACCAGCCCAUCGUGCAACUGCCCGGCGCUGAGCGUGAUCGUAUCAACGAAGCGAUCGAACGCGUCAUCCCUGAGAAGCAACCAGACCCCAUCGUCAUCGCCAAUGGAUCAAACUACAGCAACUCCACCUCCUCAGGCUCAUUGCUCGACCGCUUGAGCAACGGGAUCAACAACGAACUCGCGAAGAACAUCGAGCAGAUGAAUGCGCCGGCGCUUGCGAGUCCGACUAAAUCAGAAGACACCAAGACCUCAACCCUGCGUCCGCUCAAGGAACCAACCUACGCGACCUACAUCGUUGAAGAAGGCGAUUCGCUCUACCGCAUCGCGGCGCGUUCGCUUGGAGAUGGGAACCGCUGGCGCGAGAUCCAGGAACUCAACGCUGAUAAGGUUGGUCGUGACGGAGUGAUCGCUGUAGGAAUGAAACUCAAGCUCCCAUCCAAUGCGCGAGUCUCCGCACCUACGCAAAGCAAGCCAACUCAAUCGGAGCGGAAGACCAGCCAAUCGGUCAAGACCUAUGUUGUGGUUCCAGGUGAUACGCUCGGAGAGAUCUCCAUGCGUCUGCUCGGAACUUCCAAGCGUGUCGAUGAGUUCGUGUCAUUGAACGGGCUCGACGACGCCAACGACAUCCGUGUGGGUAUGAAGCUCAAAUUGAUCGUGCUGAUCGUGGCGCUUGGUUCGACUGGAGUCGGUGUGCUGUCCGUGCGUCAAUCCCGCCUCGUCGCAUCCAAUGAGAUGACCCAGUCCAGACUGCGGAGCCGACAGCUCACACAGCGAUCUAUGGAACUGCGCGCCCAGAUCGCACAGAACAUCACUCCAGAUCAGAUCCGCGCGAUGCUCGGCGACGACGCGACCAGCGAGUUUGUCGACCAGACGCACCACAACAUCCAACUGCUCGAUCCAAGCGAGCCGGAACCAGAGCAGAUCGACGAGCUCCAAGAGUACGCAUUGUCCACCGCGAUCCCCGCUCAAGAAUCUGUGCUCACCCAUCGCGUCCUGCUUGCUCUGAGAAUCGCCAUCAUCUUCGGACUCGUGCUCGUGCUGGGACGCGUCGCGCAGCUCCAGCUCUUCCCAAGCGAAGCGCUCGCUGAUCACAUCCAACCUAGAGCAACUACGCACACGCUCGGCGCUACACGAGGAGACCUACUCGACAGACGCGGACGCGUCCUCGCGACCACACGCGUCGCGCGUCGAGUCAUCGUCGAUCCAACAACCAUCGAGAAGAACCUCGACCAAGCCGUCGUGGGGUUGUCCGAAACGCUGAAUCUCAACCCCGGCGAGUUGGGCGCUCGCAUCAUCGGCGCUGUUAUGGAGAACAAACGCCGCGCUGAAAUCAUCGCAGAAAUAGAGCAGCGUGAGCGUGACGGACUCGCGCCGCUCGUUGAUGAAUCGGGUGAAGCAAUUGCCAAGCCCCGAUUGAGCCGAUAUCUCCCGAUCGGUGGAUUGAUCGAUCUGGAAGCCGCCGAAGCGAUCAAAGCACUCAAAAAAGAGCAUAAACUCAGCGGCAUCUUCCUCGAAGACCAGCAAGUCCGACAAGCGAGCGCCAGCCCACUUAUUGGAUCCAUCAUCGGGAAACUCGGAUACGAAGACGAAAGAGCGGUAGAACGCACAGGGAUCAUCGGCGCUGAAGAACUCUUCCACAACCGACUCAAAGGCGACGACGGCUCGCUCACCUAUGUCCGCGAUGCGAGUGGGGGACCAUUGUGGGUCCAGCGCGGCGCGUGGACCGAAGAACAACGCGGCGACGAUGUGCGACUCUCGAUCGACCUCGAGAUCCAACGCAUCGUGCAGGAAGAACUCCAGAAAGGCGUAGAGCAUGCUGACGCUGCUGGAGGACGAGCUGUUGUGGUCAAUCCACAAACUGGUGAAGUGCUCGCGAUGAUUGAUAUCAUCCGCGAGAUCCCUGAUCUCGUCGAGUUCCCUUGGUACGACCCCAAGGGCGAUAUCCCGGCACAAACACUCCCAGACCAAGCUGAUCGCCCACGCUGGCGCGUCCUUGAACCUGAUACACAACGAGGACAAGACGAAGCACUCACACGCAAUCGCUGCGUGCGCGAUCUCUACGAACCCGGCUCGACCUUCAAGCCGUUCAUCUGGUCGCUCGCAAAGACCAAAGGCUUGCUCCCUGACGACGAGGUGCUGCGCUUCGAUGUCAACUACUACCAGCCCUAUCCAGGACGCUCGCUCGAGGACGUCACCUUCCGCAAAGAACUCACCUGGGACUCGGUCAUGGAGUUCUCAUCCAACAUCGGCAUGUCCAUCGCAUCAAGCCGACUCGAAAUGCAGCAGACACGCAACACCAUCCGUGCUCUGGGAUUCGGGAGCAAGUCGGGACUCGGGAUCAUGGGUGAACAGCCGGGACUCGUGACGAGCGACAAGAACUGGUCCAAAUGGACUCAAACCUCCGUCGCGAUGGGGUACGAGGUCGCGGUGACUCCAGUGCAGAUGGCGCGUGCGUUCUCUGUAUUCGCUCGCGAAGGAGACAUGUCCGGCACACUCCCGCAACUCCGACUCACCGCCGCGGGACUGGACGAUCGCCGCGGACUGACCAAAGACGAGAUCAUCAUCGAGCGUGUGUUCGAUCCAGAAGUUGCUCGCCGCGUACGCGGACCGAUGGGAUUGGUCGCCGGACGCAUGGAUCGCAACAACCAGAGCGUCAAUGACGCUCCAGAACCCAAGUACUCCAUGUUCGGAAAGUCAGGAACCGCAUACAUCCCUUGCAUCCCUCCCCAAGGCAUGCGCCGUCCAAAUAACGCGAGCGGAUACUUCGCAAAGCAGUACAACAGCAGCUUCAUCGCCGCGGCUCCAGCGACGGCUCCUGAGAUCGUCGUGCUCGUGGUGAUGGACGAUCCGGGACCAGAGCACAUCGCCCAGCGCCGUCACUACGGGUCUUGGGUUGCGGGACCGGUUGUUCGCAGCAUCACCGAGCGUGUGCUGCCGUACCUAGGUGUCGAGCCCGAUGUCCUUGAAGACGAUCAAGCGGGAGAUUGA
Molecule: messenger RNA, 4017 nt
Organism: Symbiodinium sp. CCMP2592
Lineage: Eukaryota; Dinophyceae; Suessiales; Symbiodiniaceae
Source: the annotation of a GenBank genome assembly